AUGCUACUCAAUUCAGUGCUCACCACUAUCGCUUUAGGUGCAUUGGCUAGUACUGCCAGUGCUGAAGAUUCAGACUACAAAGUUGUCGGGAGUUUGAUCUUUGGUCGUCAUAAUGACCGUCCUGCAAAACCUGCUUCAUACCUUACUCCAAUCGGUGCUGAGUCUCAAUACACAAUUGGUCAGUUUUACAGAGAACGUUAUUUUGGCUUAGACUCAUCAAAUGUCAAAUCAUCUUCUAAUGAGGGAAACACUACUACUAUCUCAGGAUUAGAGAAAGAUGGGUUAUACGUCAAUGGUCAAAUAUAUUGUGAGGCUGAAUCCUCAAAUGUUAUCCUUUUCAGUCAUUAUGCCUUUUUACAAGGUUUAUACCCACCACAAAACGUUGCAGGUACAUCUGUUGGAAAUUUAACUUUAGCUGAGAUCGCUAAUGGCUCUGUUGUGCAAAACCCAUUAAAUGGAUAUCAAUACGUUCAAUCAAACAUCCAAGAAAACGCAACAGAUGGUUAUAUUUGGACCAAAGGUGAUUCCAACUGUCCUGCUUCGGAUGCUGCUAUUGAUCAAGUUCAAAAUAGUGAUCUCUUCAAAACAUUGACCAACGAAUCUGCAGAAUUCUAUCAAAGUAUUGCUGAUAUCCCAUUCAUUAAAGAAAAAUUCAACAGUUCAAAAGUCAACUUUAAGAAUAGUAUGAACAUUUUCGAUCAAGUUUGGGUAAAUACAAUCCAUAAUGAAACUGUUGCACAACAAUUUAACGAGUCAUUGAUUGAUGCUAUUCAAUUUUGGUCUGAUAAAUACCAAUGGUUAAUCAGUGAUAAUCAAGUUAAUGCAAACUUGACAAUUGGUGCAAAGACAUUAAUGGCUAGAAUUGCUGAUAAACUAACAACUACAAAGAACAAUGGUAAGCCAUACUUGAACUAUUUAACUGGUUCUUUCAACACAAUGUAUCAAUUGGCCAGUGUUAUGAAUUUGGAUAUUGCAGAUUCCAAAUUCAGAACAAUGCCAAAUUAUGGUGCUACUUAUGUUUUUGAAUUGUUGAAUAAUACUCAAAAUGAAACUUUUGUUAAAUUUUCUUUUAAAAAUGGUACACAAGAAUUAAACACUUAUCCAAUUUUCAAUUCAACUUCUGAUUUAAUGUCAUGGGACGAUUUUGUUUCAAAUGUCGGUAAAAUCUCCAUUCCAAAAGUUUCAAGUUGGUGUAGUGCUUGUGGUUAUGAUGAUAUCAGCUCUGAUAAUGUCAUUGAUAUGUGUGUUCCAUCUUCAGAUACUUAUGAACAAGCACUCAAAUUAGAAAGUGAAGGUGUUGAUUUAGCUUCUUAUAAGAAGAAUAAAAUGAGUUUAGCAGAUGCUGGUGGUAUUGGUGCUGGUGUCACAAUUGGUGUUUUCGCAAUCCUUGGUGGAUUGAUCUUUUUAGGCUUGAAACUUCGUAAUAAGAAUGAAAAGAAGUCAGCCAUCCUACCAAGCAAUGUUAGUGAUCUUUCUUCAAAUACUGAUAUUGAAAGUCAUGUUGAAAAAGGUUCAUCACACGCUUAA
Molecule: messenger RNA, 1527 nt
Organism: Hansenula anomala
Lineage: Eukaryota; Fungi; Ascomycota; Saccharomycetes; Phaffomycetales; Wickerhamomycetaceae
Exons: 1
Coding region: 1-1527 (508 amino acids)
Biological process (GO): dephosphorylation
Molecular function (GO): phosphatase activity
Source: RefSeq, a predicted model, not a curated record